This is a messenger RNA of Cladophialophora immunda, 2538 nucleotides long. RefSeq lists its product as uncharacterized. Bases 305 to 1720 code for a protein of 471 amino acids. The transcript has a single exon. NCBI's taxonomy places the organism in Eukaryota, Fungi, Ascomycota, Eurotiomycetes, Chaetothyriales, Herpotrichiellaceae. The record is from RefSeq and is a predicted model, not a curated record.
GUCGCGGAGAGUCUGCCAACCACCCAGGGAACCUCUUGGAAUGAAUCUCCUCCCUUUUUCUUUAAUUCCCAAUUCUGUUUUCCUAUGCUCUGUCCGGCAGCCUUGAAAGAUCCUCUCUUUUUUUUUAAUCCACAAGACGGUGCUUUGUGUGUUGCUUCCACUCUUUUCAACGCAUUGCAUAGCAUUUGAUCCUUACCCCGUCUCCCUCAUUUUGACCAGGUCUGCGCCGGCGCAGCCCUAUCCAGUCAUUCUUCCCCAGUCUCCAAAAGAAAUACAUUCUCCGGGGUUGCCGUCAGUGUCUGCAAUGGACCGCAUCUCGAACAACCAUCCCUCCAUGGCAUACAGGCCAUUUUUGCCCGGUACAUUUGGUAACGCCAACUUCCCGCUUUCUCCGUCUCAGCCUACCAACCUCGGCCGACACGGAUACUAUGUCGACGAAGAGCUGAAACAAGAGCCAGCCAUAGUCAACAGUGUUCAGUUGCUCCUUGAGGCUGGCCUGGACCUUGACAAGAUCUUCAAGCUGCGGCACAACGAAUAUCGAAAUGCCUUGGACAUACUAGGCGGCGCUGAAGACGAGGAACUUUAUGCUACAUGUACAUUUGCCGGUUUAAUACAACCUCGACCUCCUCCCCAGCAUAUGAGAACGAGCCUGUCGCAACAACCAUAUGCAUUACCCCAAUCCCGAGUGCCCAGCCUCAUCUCAGAUCGUUCGAGUCUAAGAUUGUCUGGAAAUCUCGGAACCCCAGUCCGCGACAAUACCGCUUCUGGGUUUGUAUAUGCUAGCGAUAUGUCACCCAUGUCCCCACAGUGGCCCUUGCCCGACGACAUGUUCCAUGCACCUCCUGCGUGUGUCCAGGACACAACCAUGAAUUUUCCGGCAACCGGCCAGGAAUAUCCACAAGUCUACGCACCAGAUACGCAGUACGCGAACGACGCGAGUUCUUAUCAGCAGCUGCAGCAAGGCAAGCAUGGCGUCCUUCCCGCCAUACCAUCCGCACUUGGGUUGCCUUUCCUAACAAGUGCUGAGAGUCGGUCGAUCCCGCCGAGUGAGGGUGGACGAGGGUUUCCCUUUAUCGAUACCAUGAACCAGCCCUCCUUGAUGGCUGAGCAGGAUCCAACUCGGGACCGGAGGCAGAAGUCUAGGUUCCCCUGCCCGGUCCACGACUGUUCGAAAGAUUUCUCCAGCACCAAGGAAUUUGCGAAACACGUCAUCGCCGACCACGACAAGGAUUCCACUUUCAUCUGCAAGCAUCCAACCUGUUCAUUCCGGACGCAUCGCCCCGAGUCCUGGAAGAGGCACCACAGUAAGGACCACGGCGAGUGUCAGGUGAAUGAGGAGUGCAACCACGAGGACCGCCCGCGGGUGAAGAGACACUGGGCGUGCGGUCUGUGCAUCAACUUGGAAGUCUGCGUGCAAGGGUUUGCCAACCACUACAAGAGCCAUUUCGAGUGCGGCAACGUCCAGAAAAGCGACAUCCGCGUCUCCAACAUCAUUCGCAGCUUGCUGACGCAAGAUGCCACCCGAGCCAGAUGGGAGGAAUUGGACGUGGACCGCCCUCGUCAGGACGGCCUCUUCGUACUCUGCUGGGACGGGAAAGACGUGGCCGAAAUCCGCGAAGCACUCGAGUACGAGACGUUUAGAGCGUCCACUCUCGACAGUCCCGAUGUCGUCGACGCGCUUCUUCACGAGGUGCUGGUUUGCGGGACACGCCGUGCAUAAUGCCCUGGGUCUCGGCCGCAUCUCGAACCAUCCUACCGACGGCGACCUCGUAAAGGCGACAUUGUGCAGGCGUCCCGCCCUCAGACACACAGAGGCUUUAUCCCAAUCAACACCGGAGCAUCACCUCGCUCGGUGGUACCGCACGUCAAGCAGUGACUCUGGACCAUUACGACUCUCCGUGCGAAUUCCUGGAUUUGUCAACUAUCGAAUGUCUGCAUGCCCGCCUUCUUCCCACAUGGCACACCCGCUUCGAGGAGCCUCUCCACCCCACCUCUGUCUACCUCUCGAUAGACAUCAUUCGACUCGGUUUUGCCCCUUGUGUCGCUGGCAGUCUCCCUUUCUGUUACUCUUCUGUUUACCGUUCGCAAGAGUUUUACGGCCGAUUGAGCCAAGCUGGAUAUUGGACAGGACAAGACAAGACGCUGGCCGUUUGAUUGUUUGUUCAGGAAGCUAUGGAUCACGCUUGCUGUAUUUCUAUGUAUUUGUUCCCCCCACCCCCCCAUCAUCACGGCCAUCAACGACGAAGUCACGGAACUCCAUUAUUUCUAUUCUUGUAUCCUAUCCUAUGUAUUACUUUUACCCAUGCUUUUACUUAUUCCCCAUGCCUACAACACCCCGGGAUCUCCAAUACUCGAGACUUCUUUGCCCCCCACCAGAUGUCAUGUUUUGAAAAUGCCAGCGUCUGUAUGAAAUCUUUUCACCCUGUGUGUUAUUCAUGUAUGUAUGUACGUAUGUAUGGCCGCGGCGUUAUUGGUUAGAUAGGUAGUUGGUUUAGCUCUAUCUUUGUCCCUGCUAUUAAUACAAGCGGUCUGCCCGGC